AUGCGCAGUGGGGCAACGGUUAGCUCCCCGCUCCCGAGCGUGCGCAGUGCGACCCUUCUUUCGGGCUCGCGACCCGACUCCGCGCGUGCGCAGUGCGGGCCCGCUUCCGAGCAGGCGCAGAGCGGCGCGCCCGACUCCGCGGCCGUUUCUGCGCGUGCGCAGUGGGGCGCCAGCCCGCCCCCCGCUCGCUCCUUCGGGCCCGCUUCUGCGCGUGCGCAGGACGGCACCUCCUACGAGCUCCUGACCAACUCCGCGCGUGCGCAGUGCGGACCCUUCCACGGGGCUUGCUUUCGAGCAGGCGAAGGCGGCUCCGCGCGUGCGCAGGGGGGCGCCAGUCUGCGCCCCGCUCCCGAGCCGUGCGCGGCGCGGCCCCCUCCACGGGGCUCGCAUGCGAGCCGGCGCAGAGCACCUCGCCCGCUUCUGCGCGUGCGCAGUUCGGCCCCUCCUUCGGGCUCACGACAUGCGCGGCGCGGCCCCGUCCACGGGGCCCGCUUCUGUGCGUGUGCAGUGGGACGCCGGUACGUGCCCACGGCGGCCAAUCCUUCGGGCCUGCGACUGACUCCGCGCGUGCGCAGUGCGACCCCUCCUUCGGGCUCAAGACCGAUUCGGCGCGUGCGCCGGGCGGCCCCUCCUUCGGGCUCAGGACCGACUCCGCGCGGGCGCAGUGCGGCCCCCUCCACGGGGCUUGCUUCCGAACGUGGGCAGUGCCGCCUUUUCUUCGGGCUCGCGACAAGCUCCGCGCGUGCGCGGUGCGGCCCCCUCCAUGGGGCUCGCUUCCGAGUCGGCGCAGAGCAGCGCGCCCGUUCCCGCGCGUGCGCAGUGCGGCCCCUCCUCCGGGCCUGCGACCGACUCCGCGGGCGCACAGUGCGGCCCCCUCCACGGGGCUCCUCUCCGAGCAGGCGCAGAACAGCGCUCCCGUUUCCGCGCGUGCGCAGUGCGACCCCUCCACCGGGCCUGCGCCCGAUCCCGCGCUUGCGCAGUGCGGCCCCUCCUCCGGGCUCGCGACCGACUCCGCGCGUGCGCAGUGCGGCCCCCUCCACGGGGCUCGCUUCCGAGCAGGCGCAGAGCAGCGCACCCGUUUCCGCGCGUGCGCAGGGCGGCCCCUCCUCUGGGCUCGCGGCCGACUCCGCGCGUGCGCAGUGCGGCUCCCUCCACGGGGGCCCGCUUCUGCGCAUGCGCAGUGGGACGCCGGUCAGCGUGCCCAGGGCGGCCCCUCCUUUGGACCUGCGACCGAUUCCGCGCGUGCGCAGUGCGACCUCUCCUUCGGUCCGGCGACCGACUCCGCGCGUGCGCAGUGCCGCCCCCUCCACGGGGCUCGCCUCCGAGCCGGCGCAGAGCGGCCCUCCCGUUCCCGCGCGUGCGCAGUGCGGCCCCUCCUCCGGGCUUGCGACCGACUCCGCGCGUGCGCAGUUCGGCCCCCUCCACGGGGCUGGCCUCCGAACCGGCGUAGAGCAGGGCGCCCGUUUCCGCGCAUGCGCAGUGUGGGGACGCCGGUCCGCGUCCCACUCCCGAGCGUGCCGAAGGCGGCCCCUCCUUCGGGCCUGCGCCCGACUCCGCGCGUGCGCAGUGCCGCCCCCUCCACGGGACUCGCUUCCGAGUCGGCGCAGAGUUCCGCGCGUGCGCAGUGCGGCCCCUCCUCCGGGCUCGCGACCGACUCCGCGCGUGCGCAGUGCGGCCCCCUCCACGGGGCCCGCUUCUGCGCGUGCGCAGUGGGGCGCAUAUGCCCCGCUCCCGAGCGUGCGCAGGGCGACCCCUCCUGCGAGCCUGCGACCGACUCCGCGCGUGCGCAGGGCGACCCAUCCUCCGGGCCUGCGACCGACUCCGCGCGUGCGCAGUGCCGCCCCCUCCACGGGGCUCGCCUCCGAGCCGGCGCAGAGCGGCCCUCCCGUUCCCGCGCGUGCGCAGUGCGGCCCCUCCUCCGGGCCCGCGCCCGACUCCGGUGCGCGGUGCGGCCCCCCCCCCCCCCACGGUUCUCGCCUCCGAGCCGGCGCAGAUCAGCGCCCCCGCUUCUGCGCGUGCCCAGUCCGCGCCCCGCUCCCGAGCGUGCCCAGGGCGGCCCCUCCUUCGAGCCUGCGACCGACUCCGCGCGUGCGCAGUGCCGCCCCCUCCACGGGGCUCGCCUCCGAGCCGGCGCAGAGCGGCCUUCCCGUUCCCGCGCGUGCGCAGUGCGGCCCUCCUCCAGUCCCGCGACCGACUCCGCGCGUGCGCGGUGCCGCCCCCUCCACGGUCCUCGCCUCCGAGCAGGCGCAGAGCGGCCCUCCCGUUCCCGCGCGUGCGCAGUACUGCCCCUCCUCCGGGCCUGCGCCCGACUCCGCGCGUGCGUGGUGCGGCCCCCUCCGAGCCGGCGGCCCGUUUCCGCGCAUGCGCAAGUAG
Molecule: messenger RNA, 2373 nt
Organism: Tachyglossus aculeatus (Australian echidna)
Lineage: Eukaryota; Metazoa; Chordata; Mammalia; Monotremata; Tachyglossidae
Product: nascent polypeptide-associated complex subunit alpha, muscle-specific form-like
Exons: 2
Coding region: 1-2373 (790 amino acids)
Source: RefSeq, a predicted model, not a curated record